Patiria miniata (bat star) is the source of this 416-nucleotide messenger RNA. Its product is annotated as endothelial zinc finger protein induced by tumor necrosis factor alpha-like. NCBI's taxonomy places the organism in Eukaryota, Metazoa, Echinodermata, Asteroidea, Valvatida, Asterinidae. The record is from RefSeq and is a predicted model, not a curated record. The transcript has 3 exons. Bases 1 to 390 code for a protein of 129 amino acids. Gene Ontology annotation, biological process: regulation of transcription by RNA polymerase II. Gene Ontology annotation, molecular function: DNA-binding transcription factor activity, RNA polymerase II-specific; RNA polymerase II cis-regulatory region sequence-specific DNA binding. Gene Ontology annotation, cellular component: PcG protein complex; transcription regulator complex.
AUGUACAUCAAUAAGAAACCAUUUGUUUGUAAGACCUGUGAUCAAGCCUUUUCUGUCAAAGCCUUUUCUAACCAGAAUGCACUCACUAGACAUGAAAGAAUGCACACCGGUGAAAAACCAUUUAUUUGUGGGACCUGCGACCUGUGGUGUAGCAUUUCUGUCAAAGGUAAUCUACGUGUACAUGAAAGGCUACAUACUGGAGAAAAACCAUUUGUCUGUGAAAUCUGUGGUAAAGCCUUUUCUAGCCAGAGUGAACUCACUAUACAUGAAAGAAUGCACACCGGUGAAAAACCAUUUGUUUGUGAGACCUGUGGUCAAGCCUUUUCUAACACAGGUAGUCGAAACAGUCAUGCAAAACAAUGCACAUCGGUAAACCAUUUGUUUGUGUGACCUGUGGUAAAGACUUCUCCAACCAA